Nicotiana attenuata is the source of this 1237-nucleotide messenger RNA. Its product is annotated as putative lipoyltransferase-like protein, chloroplastic. Lineage: Eukaryota; Viridiplantae; Streptophyta; Magnoliopsida; Solanales; Solanaceae. The transcript has 5 exons. Gene Ontology annotation, cellular component: mitochondrion. The coding region runs from base 233 to 1135 and encodes 300 amino acids. The record is from RefSeq and is a predicted model, not a curated record. Gene Ontology annotation, molecular function: lipoyl(octanoyl) transferase activity. Gene Ontology annotation, biological process: protein lipoylation.
CCUAGCUGAACGGCGCACCCCUUCCCUCUCUCCCUUCACUCUCUCUCUGAACACAAACGAAGGGAGUUCUGGUUCUGUUUAAUUCCGUUAUUAUUGGUUUCACUCGCUCUUCAUAAACUGGGGCUGUCGAUUUGAAGUGUUGUGGAUGCUGUGGAUUUCGUUGCAGCUGUGUUCUAUCGCGCUGUUUUUUCAGAUCUCUAUUUGGUUGAUAUUCCAUUUCUGCUAGCUAGAAAUGCCUGUUUUGGCAAGUUCAGUGUUUUCCUCAGCCACAUGGCCACUGUGCAACCCAUCAAAGAUUAAGCAACACUCUAGUACACCCAUCUUUAGGAGGCUGACUUUAACAAGAUGUCAAGCCAAAAGAUGCUGUGAUUGUUAUGAUAUGUACAAAGAGCUAGUCCCAUAUGCCAAUGCAUGGUCUUGGCAAAAGGCCAUUGUUGACAAGAGGAAAGCACAAAUUAUAAGGAAUGAGGAUCUUGCAGACACACUCAUUGUACUGCAGCAUCAGCCUGUUUAUACCUUGGGUACUGGUAGCUCUGAAGAAAAUCUACAUUUUGACAUAAAGAAUGCUCCAUUUGAAUUGUACCGAACAGAACGUGGUGGUGAAGUAACUUACCAUGGCCCUGGUCAGCUAGUUAUGUACCCAAUCAUCAAUCUCCGGUAUCAUAAGAUGGACCUUCAUUGGUACCUCAGGAGCCUUGAGGAGGUCAUCAUACGAGUUCUUUCUUCAUCAUUUUCUAUGGAGGCUUCAAGAAUUGAUGGCUUAACUGGUGUUUGGGUUGAGGGUCGGAAAUUAGCUGCAAUUGGUAUUAGAGUAUCUCAAUGGGUCACGUAUCAUGGCCUAGCGCUGAAUGUCACCACAGAUCUGGCACCCUUUCAGCAGAUAGUUCCAUGUGGGAUCCGUGAUCGUCAAGUUGGAAGCAUAAGGGGAAUACUGAAGGAGUUCUCAGUCUCUACAGAAAACCAUCAAGACACUGAUGAUGUCCAACUUAUUGAUAUUGCGCAUAAAUCUUUAGUUAAAGAGUUUUCUGAAGUUUUCCAAGUUGAUAUCCAUUGUAAACCUACACCUAUUUUAACUUCUCGAGGAGAAAACCAUUCUCGUGGCUUGACUAAGAAAAAGCUUAUUCUUGAAGGGUGAAUUAUUCAAGAGAUUUUACAAAGAAUGAUCAGAUUUGAUGCAAUAUUUUCAAGCGAUUUGUCUGAUUGAUCUAAAUUAUGAGCAUUGCAAUUGAUACUUUAA